This is a messenger RNA of Megalops cyprinoides (Indo-Pacific tarpon), 1314 nucleotides long. RefSeq names its product hydroxy-delta-5-steroid dehydrogenase, 3 beta- and steroid delta-isomerase 1 (gene hsd3b1). Gene Ontology annotation, molecular function: 3-beta-hydroxy-Delta5-steroid dehydrogenase (NAD+) activity. Gene Ontology annotation, biological process: steroid biosynthetic process. The coding region runs from base 18 to 1199 and encodes 393 amino acids. The record is from RefSeq and is a predicted model, not a curated record. The transcript is spliced from 3 exons. NCBI's taxonomy places the organism in Eukaryota, Metazoa, Chordata, Actinopteri, Elopiformes, Megalopidae.
GAGGGAGCAGAUCAGUCAUGUCUCUGGCCAGCGACAUCUGUCUCGUAACAGGAGCCUGUGGAUUUCUCGGAGAGAGGAUCGUCAGGCUGCUCCUGGAGGAGGAACGGGAGCUUGCCGAGAUACGACUGCUCGACAGGAACGUCAGGCUCAAUUUUGUCCAGUCGCUGGAAGCAUCCGGUUAUCAGACAAAGGUGAGCGUGUUCGAGGGGGACAUUAGAGACAGCGCGCUAUUGAAGAGAGCCUGCCAUGGGGCCACCCUAGUCAUCCACACCGCAUCCAUCAUCGAUGUCCUUGGAGCCGUGGACUACAGUGAGCUACACGGGGUUAAUGUGAAAGGGACCCAGCGCCUCCUCGAAGCCUGCAUCCAGGAGAAUGUGGCAUCCUUCAUUUACACCAGCAGCAUCGAGGUGGCUGGCCCCAACCCACAGGGUGACCCUGUCAUCAACGGCAACGAGGACACCCCGUACCCCUGCCGCCUGAAGUUCCCCUACAGCAAGACCAAACAGGAGGCGGAGCGGCUGAGCCUGCAGGCCAACGGCGAGCCCCUGCGGGGCGGGGGCAGGCUGGCCACCUGUGCCCUGCGGCCCAUGUACAUUUACGGAGAGGGCUGCCGCUUCACUGUGGGUCACAUGGUCAGAGGGAUCCGCAACAAAGACGUGCUGCUGCGCGCCUCCAGGCGUGAGGCCACCGUCAACCCCGUGUACGUGGGGAACGUCGCCUACGCCCACCUCCACGCCGCACGGGCCCUGAGGGACCCCCAGAGGAGGGCGGCUGUCAGGGGGAACUUCUACUUCAUUUCGGACGACACACCGCCUGUCAGCUACUCAGAUUUCAACCAUGUGGUGCUGGAGCCACUCGGGUUCCUCAUCCAGGAGAGGCCUGUGCUGCCCUUUCCCCUCCUCUUCCUCGUCGCCUUCAUCCUGGAGGUGCUCCAGAAGCUGCUCCGCCCCUUCGUGCGCUUCACCCCGCACCUGAACCCCCAGCUGCUCACCAUGCUCAACACACCGUUCACCUUCUCCUACCGCAAGGCCCAGAGGGACAUGGGCUACACCCCCCGCUACGCCUGGGAGGAGUCACGCAAGCGCACCACUGAUUGGCUGGCAUCUGUCCUGCCUGGAGAAAGAGCAAAACUGGGUUUGCAGGCUGCCCCUGACCAAUUCUUCCACAACAUUUCUCCACCAAAGACAUUGUGUAACUGACAAUUCAGAGCCAUGUAGCAAUGUCUGUUACUCUGUUACAUCCACAGAAAGAAAUGCUUUCAGUGUAGUAUGCAAACAAAUAUAAUAGAAGUAGUACUAGCAUAGUGUACUCAAA